Messenger RNA from Periconia digitata, 3261 nucleotides. The record is from the annotation of a GenBank genome assembly. NCBI's taxonomy places the organism in Eukaryota, Fungi, Ascomycota, Dothideomycetes, Pleosporales, Periconiaceae.
CCCUUCGGCGACAUGCACCCCCAGCAACAACACACGACUGCACUGCAGAGCAAAAGCAACGAACUAGCAUAUGCCCAAAAUACUCCCGAUGCGGAGUCACCGGACCAUGUGUUGCUACACUUUAAUGGUCAUUUCAAUGGUCACUUCAACGGCGCCAUCAUGGUCCCAAACACCAUGAGCCCUACCGCAAAUCCCGGCAGCAAUUCACACGUGGCGACGCGCGGAACUUCGGCGAAACGUAGCUCGCGGUCUUUCUCUUCAAGAUUAUCACGGACAAGGUCACGUAAAAUGGAGGUGGUUGGAAAGUCGGCCAAGCCUGGCAUCACAGUCGACACCAGCUUCACGAGACACCGAGGCAACGCUCCACACCAGAUCCACCCCGAAGAUGGCGGGUGGAAGAACAGCAGCGGGUCUAUGAAGAAACAAAGCUGGCUUGGCUUGGGGCGAUCAGGCACAAAAACCAAAGGAUUGGGCAUAACAAAAGGCACGCCCCAACCGGGCUAUUCCAGCGACCCGAAAACCGCAGACUCAGUGACACCAGGAAACGAAAUCUCGCCAUGGGACCGGCGUAUACCCAUCGGUAUCUCGAUCCCAUCGGAUAGUGUGACUGAUUUCAGUCCGUACCAAGGAACAAGAAACCGAUCAGAAAGUGAUACGACCAUCCCCACCCCCAGCAUAAUCAUCACACCUGCUGCGGCCAUGAAGUCAGUCUGGUCGCCCGAUACCGCAUCCGACUAUACACCUGCGAGAUCAUCCAGCAUCUACUCGCGGGCCACCUUCAAUAUGCAGCAUUAUAAUCCCGAUGUCCCACCAGUCCCAGCUCUUCCUGCAGGCAUGGUCAACACUCCAUACAAGCCAGAUAUUUACGUGUCACACAAGAGGAGCGAUACGGCCGAUUCAGCGGGAACAGAUUUUGAGGAAGAGGAAGACGAAACGAGAAGAAAAGAUCGUAUAAUGUCCACAGGGACAAUCUUCGAAGAAGACAACACACCACUGAGAUACAAGGAGACACAAUCAACACUUGCUGUUGACACUGCUACUACCCCUACGUCACGCCGGUCUCAAGGAUGGUGGAAUGUAAUAACCACUCCGUUCAUCAUGUCUCGUACCAAUUCAGUGUGGACGCAAAAUGGACCAACCGGCCCUCACAUCGAUACCACUGCAAAAGUUCCAUCCAUGGAGCAAAAAUCCCGCGAAGUAUCUCCAUCUACCCCAUCAACGUAUAUCUGGUCUGCUUCGGAGAAGAGUCCAUCAGUACAGGGCGAUGUAUUCCCUUUGGCUGCUUCCAAGUUGGAUGCGACUGCGAAAUCACCACCCUCCGAUAUUGCGCUCCCACGUGGAACUGUUCAAGAUAGCACCAAGACAACACCUCCCAUAGCGCAUGUUGAAGAGAAGGGUAGCAAACAAGCUACUGCUGUCGUCGGAGGUAGUGUGACUAGUGUGACAGCGGACGUUUUCACUAAAAACCAGAAAACUUCGUCUGCAAGCCCGAAUGCCACACCUGCUUUCUCGUCCACUUCAUCAUCGCCCGGUAUUGGAAAGGCCACUACGACCACAGUCGCACAGCCUCAACAGCUGGAGGCCACUUCGAGGUCACAACCAACUUUUGUGAAUAUAGAGCUGCAAGACCGCCAGGCACUACCUCUCGCGGAACGGAGAGCAGCCAACGCACAGCCAACGGCUCUGCAUAUACACAUUCCACCAGGGAAUCCGGGACAGACGCCUCCUCAGGUGUUUCAUUCACAGCAACCGGUUCCAGUCUUCCCACCACCACCCACCUUUUCCAAGAACAAGUCUCACAAAAGCUCACGACAUGCUAGCCGCUCUAGCAGCCCGGCCUCAACAACGUCAAUCACGGAGCUGAAAAGCCAGAAGAAAGUUCAGAAGAAACACAGAAAAGCCAACACCAUCAUGUCCAAGUUCGCGCUAUGCCGAGGACGGAAGGGCAAAAAAGAAGAGAAGAAGGACAAGAAAAAGAGAUCAAGGUGCUUGUGGUGUUGCGGGUGUUGUAUCAUUAUACUGGUCUUGCUCGCCAUCAUCAUUCCUAUCGUCGUAGUAUUCACAAGAAAGCAUAACAACAACACCAACGGCAACAACAACACUGACAAACCCAAUCGGCCAACCGAGGUUAAUUCACAGUGGCUCAAUCUUACUGGAUUCCCCCCAAUUCCCACGGGUGUAUCAACCAUCUCUCAACCCGAGGCGGUGGAAGAACAGGCCGGAUGUGUUCAACCAGCUACUGCUUGGAGUUGUGCUCUCCCCAAGGAGCAACAGAAUGACAUUGGCGCGAACAAGCCCGACCAACCCAACUUCAGAAUUGAUAUCCUGUUCCAAAAUGACACCAUCCCUGAUGCUUCCAAAACUCAACCUCUCCGAAGAGCUGUGAACCCGGUAUCAGCAGGCGCCUUCAUGCGCUCAAUCCUGUUGAAAGCCCGAGCUGUCCCGGUAGCCUCUCCUCCCGCCCCCAGUGCCGAAGAUCGCAAAUUUCUAGGGCAGACCACUGAGAAGGUGUCCACCCCAUUCGAGGGAGAAGACACUCCCUUCUUCAUCAGCUUCCAGGAUGCACAGUCUGCGGUAGCCUCUCGCCUCUUAAAGCGGCAGAGCGAGUCGAAUGACUCUGAUACUAUCACUGCCGCUAUACCCCCUCCAGCCCUGAACCCAGACGGUACGGCCGCACCCGCCGACCUAUAUCCCACGGCCUCCGGCCAACCGCUCCGUCUGUUCAACCGGGGCAAAGCCGACGAGUACUACGGAUUCUACACGUACUUUGACCGGUCCAUUUUCCUCAAGACAAUCGACGACGAAUCGGGGCGCGGCGGCAAUCCAUCCGACCUCAACGGCGGAAGCGCGCGCGACGCCGCCACGGUACGCUGCACAUACGCGCAGACGCGGUUCCUCGUGCAAAUCUGGACCCGCAGCGAAACCACCAAACCCAUGCUCCGCGGCACGCCCACGACGGCGACUCCCCCCUCGAGCUCGCAAGACGCCGAUGCGCUGCGCAGACCGGGAUCCUUCCCUUACCCCGUCACCAUCACGGUGGACCGUCACGGGGGCGACGCGGGCAAGAAGAUGAUGUAUUGCUACCGCAUGGAGAAGGAUACGCGGAUUGUGGACAAAGCGGAGAACAAGCUGUUUAUUGUCGAGGAUCGCGGGUUUGGGGGUACGCUGGUGAAUCCGGCGGAUGGGUUGGGGAACGUGAGCAGUCCGAUUGAGGGCGGGACGGGGGGUUGCAAGUGUGCGUGGCAGAACUGGUUGGCUUGA